Drosophila elegans is the source of this 496-nucleotide messenger RNA. It is a transcript of the gene Phf5a, whose product is annotated as PHD finger-like domain-containing protein 5A. Gene Ontology annotation, biological process: mRNA splicing, via spliceosome. The transcript is spliced from 4 exons. The record is from RefSeq and is a predicted model, not a curated record. NCBI's taxonomy places the organism in Eukaryota, Metazoa, Arthropoda, Insecta, Diptera, Drosophilidae. Bases 82 to 417 code for a protein of 111 amino acids. Gene Ontology annotation, cellular component: precatalytic spliceosome; catalytic step 2 spliceosome; U2 snRNP.
ACGUGAACGGUCACACUUAAAAAGCCGCUAUUAUACCCAAAAUUGUUUUUCUCCGACUGACUGUAAAAACACUUUUGAAGCAUGGCAAAACAUCAUCCGGAUUUGAUUUUCUGUCGCAAGCAACCAGGAGUUGCCAUUGGACGCCUGUGCGAGAAAGACGAUGGAAAGUGCGUGAUCUGCGACUCCUACGUACGGCCCUGCACCCUCGUCCGGAUCUGCGACGAGUGCAACUACGGAUCCUACCAGGGAAGGUGCGUCAUCUGCGGCGGUCCCGGGGUUUCCGAUGCCUACUACUGCAAGUCGUGCACGAUUCAGGAAAAGGACCGCGAUGGAUGCCCCAAGAUCGUGAAUCUGGGCAGCUCCAAGACUGACCUGUUCUACGAACGCAAGAAAUAUGGCUUCAAACAGAACUACUGAUGCACUCUCCACUACCUCAUACAUUUCUAAUAAAUUUUUUAUUGUAGUUUAAUACAUAAACAAGGUUUUGAUAAAUGAA